GCAUGACGGCGUGCCUCGGCCAGGCUGGGGCUGGGCGGGGAUUGGCUGAAGGGGCUGUAAUUCAGCGGUUUCCGGAGCUGCGGCGGCGUAGACCGGGAGGGGGAGCCGGGGGUUCCGACGUAGCAGCCGAGGGAACAAGCCCCAACCGGAUCCUGGACAGGCACCCCGGCUCGGCGCUGUCUCUCCCCCUCGGCUCGGAUAAGCCCUCCGGCCUGAGGGAGCCCCGUCGCCCGCCCCCGGCGCACGCGCAGCCCCGGCCUCUCGGCCUCUGCUGGAGAAACAGCAGGAUGGCCCAAUGGAAUCAGCUACAGCAGCUUGACACACGGUACCUGGAGCAGCUCCAUCAGCUCUACAGUGACAGCUUCCCAAUGGAGCUGCGGCAGUUUCUGGCCCCUUGGAUCGAGAGUCAAGAUUGGUCACAUGGCCAGAGCAAGAGCUCUGAAGCCUUUGUUCUGUUCUUUCCUAGAGUAAAUGCUUUCCUUGAUGAAUACAUUAGUUUUAAGGUGCCGCAGUUCAGUCCACAUCUCCAUGGUCUGCUACUGAUUUUCAUUCUCUUUCUCUUCUACUUACAGAGUAGGUAUCUUGAGAAGCCAAUGGAGAUUGCCCGGAUUGUGGCCCGGUGCCUGUGGGAAGAGUCACGCCUCCUACAGACGGCAGCCACUGCGGCCCAGCAAGGGGGCCAGGCCAACCACCCCACAGCAGCUGUGGUGACGGAGAAGCAGCAGAUGCUGGAGCAGCACCUUCAGGAUGUCCGGAAGAGAGUACAGGAUCUAGAACAGAAAAUGAAAGUGGUAGAGAAUCUCCAGGAUGACUUUGAUUUCAACUAUAAAACCCUCAAGAGUCAAGGAGACAUGCAAGAUCUGAAUGGAAACAACCAGUCAGUGACCAGGCAGAAGAUGCAGCAGCUGGAACAGAUGCUCACUGCGCUGGACCAGAUGCGGAGGAGCAUCGUGAGUGAGCUGGCGGGGCUUUUGUCAGCGAUGGAGUACGUGCAGAAAACUCUCACAGACGAGGAGCUGGCUGACUGGAAGAGGCGGCAACAGAUUGCCUGCAUUGGAGGUCCGCCCAACAUCUGCCUAGAUCGGCUAGAAAACUGGAUAACGUCAUUAGCAGAAUCUCAACUUCAGACCCGUCAACAAAUUAAGAAACUGGAGGAGUUGCAGCAAAAAGUGUCCUACAAAGGGGACCCCAUUGUACAGCACCGGCCGAUGCUGGAGGAGAGAAUCGUGGAGCUGUUCAGAAACUUAAUGAAAAGUGCGUUUGUGGUGGAGCGGCAGCCCUGCAUGCCCAUGCAUCCCGACCGGCCCCUUGUCAUCAAGACCGGCGUCCAGUUCACUACCAAAGUCAGGUUGCUGGUCAAAUUCCCUGAGUUAAAUUAUCAACUUAAAAUUAAAGUGUGCAUUGACAAAGACUCUGGGGAUGUUGCAGCUCUCAGAGGAUCCCGGAAAUUUAACAUUCUGGGCACAAACACCAAAGUGAUGAACAUGGAAGAGUCCAACAACGGCAGCCUCUCUGCAGAAUUCAAACACUUGACCCUGAGGGAGCAGAGAUGUGGGAAUGGGGGCCGAGCCAAUUGUGAUGUAAACCUAGAAAAGCGGGAAUCCUGGUCUUUGAUUCCUGAGACGUCCCUGUUUCAUGUGAAGAUACAGCUUCAAACCCACUCCUUGCCAGUUGUGGUGAUCUCCAACAUCUGUCAGAUGCCAAAUGCCUGGGCGUCCAUCCUGUGGUACAACAUGCUGACCAACAACCCCAAGAACGUAAACUUUUUUACCAAGCCCCCAAUCGGAACCUGGGAUCAAGUGGCCGAGGUCCUGAGCUGGCAGUUCUCCUCCACCACUAAGCGAGGACUGAGCAUCGAGCAGCUGACUACACUGGCGGAGAAACUCUUGGGACCCGGCGUGAAUUAUUCAGGGUGUCAGAUCACAUGGGCUAAAUUUUGCAAAGAAAACAUGGCUGGCAAGGGCUUCUCCUUCUGGGUCUGGCUGGACAAUAUCAUUGACCUUGUGAAAAAGUACAUCCUGGCCCUUUGGAAUGAAGGGUACAUCAUGGGCUUUAUCAGUAAGGAGCGGGAGCGGGCCAUCUUGAGCACCAAGCCUCCAGGCACCUUUCUGCUAAGAUUCAGUGAAAGCAGCAAAGAAGGCGGCGUCACUUUCACUUGGGUGGAGAAGGACAUCAGCGGUAAGACCCAGAUCCAGUCCGUGGAACCAUACACCAAGCAGCAGUUGAACAACAUGUCAUUUGCUGAAAUUAUCAUGGGCUAUAAGAUCAUGGAUGCUACCAAUAUUCUGGUGUCUCCGCUGGUCUAUCUCUACCCUGACAUUCCCAAGGAGGAGGCAUUCGGAAAGUAUUGUCGGCCAGAGAGCCAGGAGCAUCCUGAAGCUGACCCAGGCGCCGCCCCAUACCUGAAGACCAAGUUUAUCUGUGUGACACCAACGACCUGCAGCAAUACCAUUGACCUGCCGAUGUCCCCCCGCACUUUAGAUUCAUUGAUGCAGUUUGGAAAUAAUGGUGAAGGUGCUGAACCCUCAGCAGGAGGGCAGUUUGAGUCCCUCACCUUUGACAUGGAGCUGACCUCGGAGUGUGCUACCUCCCCCAUGUGAGGAGCUGAGAACGGAAGCUGCAGAAAGAUACGACUGAGGCGCCUACCCGUGUUCCGCCACCCCUCACACAGCCAAACCCCAGAUCAUCUGAAACUACUAACUUUGUGGUUCCAGAUUUUUUUUAAUCUCCUACUUCUGCUAUCUUUGAGCAAUCUGGGCACUUUUAAAAAUAGAGAAAUGAGUGAAUGUGGGUGAUCUGCUUUUAUCUGAAUGCAAAUAAGGAUGUGUUCUCUGAGACCCGUGAUCGGGGGAUGUGGCGGGGGGUGGCUAGAGGGAGAAAAAGGAAAUGUCUUGUGUUGUUUUGUUCCCCUGCCCUCCUUUCUCAGCAGCUUUUUGUUAUUGUUGUUGUUGUUCUUAGACAAGUGCCUCCUGGUGCCCGCGGCAUCCUUCUGCCUGUUUCUGUAAACAAAUGCCACAGGCCACCUGUAGCUACAUACUCCUGGCAUUGCACUUUUUAACCUUGCUGACAUCCAAAUAGAAGAUAGGACUAUCUAAGCCCUAGGUUUCUUUUUAAAUUAAGAAAUAAGAACAAUUAAAGGGCAAAAAACACUGUUUCAGCAUAGCCUUUCUGUAUUUAAGAAACUUCAGCAGCCAGCCGCAGGGACUCACGCCUGUAAUCCCAGCACUUUGGGAGGCCGAGGUGGGUGGAUCAUGAGGUUAGGAGAUCAAGACUGUCCUGGCUAACACGGUGAAACCCCGUCUCUACUAACAGUACAAAAAAUUAGCCGGGCGUGGUGGCGGGUGCCUGUAGUCCCAGCUACUCGGGAGGCUGAGGCAGGAGAAUGGCGUGAACCCAAGAGGCGGAGGUUGCAGUGAGCCAAAAUCACACCACUGCACUCCAACUCAGGCAACAGUGUGAGACUCCAUCUCGAAAAAAAAGAAAAAGAAAAAGAAACUUCAGUUAACAGCCUCCUUGGUGCUUUAAGCAUUCAGCUUCCUUCAGGUUGAUAAUUUAUAUAACCCCUGAAACAGGCUUCAGGUCAAACCCUUAAAAGACAUCUGAAGCUGCAGCCUGGCCUUUGGUGUUGAAAUAGGAAGGUUUAAGGAGAAUCUAAGCAUUUUAGACUUUUUUUUAUAAGUAGACUUUUAUUUUCCUUUGUAAUGUAUUGGUCUUUUAGUGGGUAAGGCUGGGCAGAGGGUGCUUACAACCUUGACUCCCUUUCUCCCUGGACUUGAUCUGCUGUUUCAGAAGCUAGGUUGUUUCUGUGGGUGCCUUAUCAGGGCUGGGAUACUUCUGAUUUGGGCUUCCUUCUUGCCCCGCCCUCCCGACCCCAGUUCCCCUGACCCUGCUAGUGGCAUGUCUCCUCCCAUGUCUGAAGGUCCCUCGUCCUAUUUGUUUUAGGAAUCCUGGUCUCAGGACCUCAUGGAAGAAGAGGGGGAGAAAGUUACCAGUUGGAUAUGAUGCAGACUAUGGGGCCCCAGCGACGUGUCUGGUUGAGCUCAGGGAAUAUGGUUCUUAGCCCAGUUUCUUGGUGAUUUCCAGCGGCAUUUGUAAUGGCGUCUUCAUUCAGUUCAUGCAGGGCAAAGGCUUACUGAUAAACUUGAGUCUGCCCUCGUAUGAGGGUUAUAGCUGGCCUCCCUCUGAGGCUGGUGACUCCUCCCUGCUGGGGCCCCACAGGUGAGGCAGAACAGGUAGAGGGCCUCCCCGUCUGCCCGCCUUGGCCAGCUAGCUUGCCUCUCCUGUGCGUAUGGGAACACCUAGCACGUGCUGGGUGGGCUGCCUCUGACCCAGAGGCAUGGCCGAAUUUGGCGACUCAAAACCACCUUGCCUCAGCUGAUCAGAGUUUCUGUGGAAUUCUGAUUGUUAGAUCAAAUUAGCUGGUCUCUGAAUUAAGUGGGAGAGGACCUUCUCUAAGAUGAACCGGGUUCGCCCCAGUCCUCCUGCCUGGAGACAGUUGAUGUGUCUUGCGGAGCUCUCGCUUCUCCAGCAACACUCUUCAGUACAUAAUAAGCUUAACUGAUAAACAGAGAGAAUAUUUAGGAAGGUGAGUCUUGGGCUUACCAUUGGGUUUAAAUCAUAGGGACCUCGGGAAAGGGUUUGGGCUUCUCUGGAGCAGAUAUUCUCAAGUUCAUGGCCUUAGGUAGCAUGUGUAUCUGGUCUUAACUCUGAUUGUAGCAAAAGUUCUGAGAGGAGCUGAGCCUUGUUCUGGCCCCUUAAAGAACAGGGUCCUCAGGCCCUGCCCGCUUCCUGUCCAUUGCCCCCCUGCCCGUCCCCAGCCCAGCUGAGGGAAUCCCGUGGGUUGCUUACCUACCUAUAAGGUGGUUUAUAAGCUGCUGUCCUGGCCACUGCAUUCAAAUUCCAAUGUGUACUUCAUAGUGUAAAAAUUUAUAUUAUUGUGGGGUUUUUUGUCUUUUUUUUUUUUUUUUUUUUUGGUAUAUUGCUGUAUCUACUUUAACUUCCAGAAAUAAACGUUAUAUAGGAACCGUC
Messenger RNA from Mandrillus leucophaeus (drill), 5028 nucleotides. RefSeq names its product signal transducer and activator of transcription 3 (acute-phase response factor) (gene STAT3). The transcript has 24 exons. NCBI's taxonomy places the organism in Eukaryota, Metazoa, Chordata, Mammalia, Primates, Cercopithecidae. Gene Ontology annotation, biological process: regulation of cell population proliferation; cell surface receptor signaling pathway via JAK-STAT; growth hormone receptor signaling pathway via JAK-STAT. The record is from RefSeq and is a predicted model, not a curated record. The coding region runs from base 3 to 2600 and encodes 865 amino acids. Gene Ontology annotation, molecular function: DNA-binding transcription factor activity, RNA polymerase II-specific; RNA polymerase II cis-regulatory region sequence-specific DNA binding.